AUGAGAAAGCAUGAGGAAUCAGGAAAGAGGAUUGAAAGGAGAAGGAAAUGGGAAGUGGGAAAGCAAGAGGAAGAUGAAAUGAUUUUGAAUAAGGCAUGGGUCAAAGUAAAAGAUCGUUCAUCUAUUGAUUAUGUAAAUGGUGUUGAUGAGUUUCUAAAUUUUUCUCUUUCCAAAGUAAGAGAAGAUGAUCGAGAUACUACUACUAUUAGGUGUCCUUGUAAUUGUUGUCGCAAUAUAUUUCUUAAAACAAAAUGUGAUGUAAGAUUAGACUUGCUUAAGAGUGGAAUGUAUGAGAAGUACACUUUUUGGGAACUUCACGGGGAAGAAUUAGUUGAAUCAAGUGAAGGGGAUGAUGUUAAUGAGUCCAAUGACACUGAUAGUGGUUUCACAAUGUUGCAAGAUGCUUGUGGAGUUGGUGCUAUGAAUGUUGGGAGUGCUCAAGAGGCUUUAAAUAAUGUUGAGGAGUAUGAGAAACCUAAUGCAAAUGCAAAAAAGUUUUUCAAACUUUUAGAGGAGUACCAAGAACCAUUAACAAUGCAUGGCACAACAAUGUCUAAGUUGUCAUAUAUUGUUAAAUUAUUACAUUUAAAGGUUUUGAAUAAUUGGUCUGAUAAGUCUUUUGAUAGUUUACUCCAAUUAGAACGUCAAGGCUAUGGCGGUUACCUUCCAACUUCUUAUUACGAGGCUAAGAAACUCAUUAAAGACUUGGGCCUUGAUUAUUAUAAGAUUGAUGCUUGUGAAAAUGAUUGUAUUCUUUUUUGGAAAGAGCAUGAAAAAUUGAUUGAGUGUCCCACUUGUGGUUUAUCAAGGUGGAAACAAGAAAAGGAAGGCUCUUCUAAGGGGGUAAAGGUUUCUAGAAAAGUGCUAAGAUAUUUUCCAUUGAAGCCUAGGCUACAAAGGUUGUACAUGUGUAGAAAGACAUCUAAAGACAUGCGUUGGCACAAAGAAAGGGAUGCUACUAAAGUGAAUGAUUGUGAUAGGAUUAUAGAUGAUGAUGCCCUUUCCAGGGAAGAGGAGGAUGAUGGCUUUUUGGAGGAUGACAAUGCGAGUGGGUUGGAUGAUACAAUGAGACAUCCAUCUGACUCCUAUGCAUGGAAAUCAUUUGAUGAAGAAUAUAGUGAAUUUGCUAAAGAGGUGCGAAAUGUUAGACUUGGACUAGCUUGUGAUGGCUUUCAGCCUUUCAAUAAUUCACAACAUAGCAUAUGGCCAGUGGUUCUUAUCCCUUAUAAUUUUCCUCCUUGGUUAUGCAUGAAACCUUAUUCAUUUAUGCUAUCUUUACUAGUACCAGGUCCAACAAGUCCUGGAAUUAAUAUGGACGUCUACCUCCAACCACUUAUUGAGGAGUUAAAAGAGCUUUGGGAGGUUGGUGUUGAAACCUAUGAUGCUUACUCUAAAACAAAUUUCAUCUUGCGUGCAUCACUACUGUGGACUAUCAAUGACUUUCCUGCGUAUGCAGAUUUGUCUGGAUGGUCUACCAAAGGUUAUUACGCUUGUCCAUGUUGUCAUAAGGAAACUAAACGGACUUCGUUGAUGCAUAAGGGUGGUUAUUUAGGGCAUCGACGUUGGCUUCCAAUGAAUCAUAAGUGGAGAAAUGAUGCCAAUUCUUUUGACGGUAAAAUUGAAAAAGGUGUUGCACCAGUUCCAUUGAGUGAGGAUGAUGUAUUACAACAUUAUAGCCGAUUCUCACAAGCAAAAUAUGGGAAGAUUGUAGGGAACAAAAGAAAAAGGGAUGCUUCUAAUAGCUUGUUUGGUUGGAAAAAGAAAAGCAUUUUCUUUAGCUUGCCUUAUUGGAGGAAAUUAAAAGUUCGUCAUAACUUGGAUGUUAUGCAUAUUGAGAAAAAUGUCUCUGAUAAUAUCUUAGGUACUUUAAUGAGCAUACAAGGCAAAAACAAAGAUACUUUGAAGGCUCGAUUGGAUUUGGUGAAGAUGAAAAUCAGAGAUAAGUUGCAUCCUAAAGUGGUUGAUGGUAAGGUGCGUGUUCCUAUUGCUAUAUAUACAUUGAGGUCAGAUGCCAAGGUUUCCAUAUGUCGUAUGUUUGCAAAAAUGAAAUCUCCCGAUGGAUAUCUAUCAAACAUUUCUCGUUGUGUUAAAGAUAAUGGAAAAAAGAUAUCAUGUUUGAAGAGCCAUGACCAUCAUGUUUUUAUUGAGCAGUUGCUUCCCCUUGCACUUCGUGGGUUUUUACCUAAAGAGGUUUAUGACCCUUUGGUUGAACUAAUUGUACAUCUGGCAACCGAGGCAAAAAUAGAUGGACCAGUUCGAUAUCGGUGGAUGUAUCCUAUUGAGAGGUAUCUCCGAACAUUAAAAUCAUAUAUUCGAAUCGAGCACAUCCAGAAGGUUGCAUUGCUGAAGGUUAUUUGGCAGAUGAGUGCUUAA
Molecule: messenger RNA, 2373 nt
Organism: Amaranthus tricolor (Joseph's coat)
Lineage: Eukaryota; Viridiplantae; Streptophyta; Magnoliopsida; Caryophyllales; Amaranthaceae
Exons: 4
Coding region: 1-2373 (790 amino acids)
Source: RefSeq, a predicted model, not a curated record